This is a messenger RNA of Parastagonospora nodorum SN15, 2532 nucleotides long. RefSeq lists its product as hypothetical. The transcript has a single exon. NCBI's taxonomy places the organism in Eukaryota, Fungi, Ascomycota, Dothideomycetes, Pleosporales, Phaeosphaeriaceae. Gene Ontology annotation, molecular function: mRNA binding. The record is from RefSeq and is a predicted model, not a curated record. Gene Ontology annotation, biological process: mRNA splicing, via spliceosome. Gene Ontology annotation, cellular component: cytoplasmic stress granule. Bases 1 to 2496 code for a protein of 831 amino acids.
AUGCAGCAGCACGACUCCGCCCCGAACGCCCCGAGCGGCCCCCGUCUCCAAACAAGCUUCCAGAGGCAGAUUAAUGGCGGCCACCACGGCUUCUCGCACGGUGCAUUCGCGACAAACCAGCCAGGCUAUGCCGACAGGCACCCUGAGCGCUCGAACAACAUGUCUAUCAACACCAACAGGCUCGCUCCCGGCGGCCACCAGAACGGUAUGGAGAUGCAGACACCUGGCACUGGCUACGACAUGAACUUCACCCCUCUGCUUCCAUCGCAGCUCCUUCUCGGUAGCCCAUUCCAGCCUGGUUCCCCCUCCGCGUUUGCUUCCCCACAGUUCCAGAACUUUGCAAACUUCGCCCAGCAGAACCAGUCGCAGCAGCAAAACCACCAGUCGCAGCAGGUUGGUUCCCCAUUGCAACAGCCUCUGUCACCACAGCUAUACCAGAAUCUCGUUUCGCCUACGAGCAUGAACGGUGGUUUCUUUGGUGGCCCACAAUCACCGACAGGAGGCUUCUCCGGCUAUGGCGGUCAACUUGGCUCUUCAAUGCCUAUCGCGCCUGGUCUGGUGUCUGGUACUAGCAGGACUGUAUACCUCGGCAACAUUCCUCCUGAGACCUCCGCAGAGGAAAUCCUCGGCCAUGUCAGGAGUGGUCAGAUCGAGUCUGUUAGGCUGCUCCCGGACAAGAACUGCGCCUUCAUUUCUUUCCUCGACAGCAGCUCUGCUACCCAUUUCCACUCGGACGCAAUCUUGAAAAAGUUGUCCAUCCGCGGCCAGGAUAUCAAGAUCGGGUGGGGUAAGCCUUCUCAGGUGCCAACCUCAGUUGCACUGGCUGUCCAACAGUCAGGCGCGUCGCGCAACGUCUACCUCGGUAACCUACCAGAGGAUGUCUCCGAGGAUGAGCUGCGCGAGGAUCUUAGCAAGUUCGGUCCCAUCGACACGGUGAAAAUCGUGCGCGAGAAGGCAAUUGGAUUCGUUCACUUCCUCUCGAUAGGCAACGCCAUCAAGGCUGUUGCACAACUGCCGCAAGAGCCCAAGUGGCAGGCCCCGAGACGUGUGUACUAUGGCAAAGACCGAUGUGCCUAUGUGUCGAAGACCCAGCAGCAGAACGCUGCCCAGUAUCUCGGUAUUGCCCCAGGCUAUGCUCAUGUUCUUAACGGCGCCGACCGCGACAUGAUCUCCAAUGCGCUCGCCCAGCAGUCUGUUGCCGCUGCUGCUGUUGCCACCUCGGCUGGUGGUGUCAACAAUCUCGGCAACCGAACCGUCUAUCUUGGAAACAUUCAUCCAGAGACUACGAUUGAGGAGAUCUGUAACGUUGUUCGUGGUGGUCUUCUUCACCACAUACGAUACAUCCCCGAUAAGCAUAUCUGCUUCGUGACCUUCAUUGAUCCCACUUCUGCAGCAUCCUUCUACGCUCUCAGCAACUUACAGGGCUUGAUGAUCCACAACCGCCGGCUGAAAAUUGGCUGGGGCAAGCAUUCCGGUGCCCUACCUCCCGCAAUUGCCCUUGCUGUCAGUGGUGGAGCUUCUCGCAAUGUGUACAUUGGUAACCUUGACGAGUCUUGGACUGAGGAUCGUCUGAGGCAAGACUUCUCUGAAUACGGCGAGAUCGAGCUCGUGAACACUCUUCGCGAGAAGAGCUGUGCUUUUGUCAACUUCACCAACAUCGCCAAUGCUAUCAAGGCUAUUGAGGCCAUCCGCGGUCGAGAGGAAUACAAGCGUUUCAAGGUCAACUUUGGCAAGGACAGAUGCGGUAACCCUCCUCGCCAGAUGAACAACCAGCAACAGCAGAAUCAACAAGCCGGUAGCGAUGGUGUUCAGUCACCGUCCCCUAUCAACGGUCUCCAUCCUAACCGAGCAGGUGCAUCAGUCUCGCCUACGGGAUCUGGUGCACCCGGUUCUGGUAACAGCCAGAAUGGACAAUUUCCAGCUAUGCAGGCCCCUGCUCCGGCCAACAUCCUGAACAGUGGCAACAACAAUCCGUUGAUGAUGUACCUUCAGGCUCAGCAACAGCAGCAGCAUCAGCAACAAGCUGAGAUGAGCAUGCAACAACAACAACAACAGCAGCAGCAGCAGCAGCAGCAGAGCCAGCAGCAACAACAGUCAUUCCAAUCGCCACAAGCGGCUUUCUAUGGCGCUGACCAGCUCAAUCCCACUUCACAAUCCCACCACUCGCACACUUCGCACAACAGCACCUCGAGCUUCAGCCUGAUCAAUGGUUCCUCCAGUGGCAAUGGCUCUAGCGCGACUACGGUCGGAGGUCUUCUCGCUCCUUCAAACCUCAAUGCACGUGCUCAGCACUCCCGCGCUGUCAGCUUGCCAGCCUUUACUCAAGGUCCCUUCAACCACUCUGUCCAAUCAAGCCAGGGUGGUCAGCAAGGCUCUUUUGGUAGCCUGAGCUCUGGCAUCGGUGGUUUCGGUAGCGGCAAUGGUGGCUAUGGUCUUGCCAUUCAAGGUGACGGCGGCCUGCCUGGCUGGGCUGAGGAGGACGUUGUUGCCCAGUAACCGACACGUUGAAGAAAAUCAGUAUUCCACUUCAUU